UGCUUCUCAACGCUAAGCACACAUUUAUAUCCACUACCAAGAAUAAAGAAAAAAAGUAGUUAGCAUAAUUGUAUGUAUGCCCAGUUCCGGGUAUAAAACUAAUAGAGUUUCCUUUCUAUAGUGUUCGAGAAGGGGGGGAAGAAGGAAGCUGGAUCUGCGACGAAGAUCUCCGUAAAACACCAGCAGAACUACGAAUUGUAGCUAAAAACAAUUUUUUUUAGAUCCAACAGGGCAAUGCGCGUGGAUAGGAGACUCCUCCAGGUCCGGCAACAAUUUUUCCGACACGCUGGGCACUUUCUUUGGUUUCACACUCGCACCUUCGCUCUAUGUUGCCUCUCUCUUUUCUUUCUUCCAACAAUCUAUAACGCCGCAGAAGAAAAAAAAUUAUUACACUGCUAUCCACAUAUGGCCGACAGCAGCACCACCAGCAGCAGUAGCAGCAGCAGUAGCAAUAACAAUACCAAUAAUAACGCACCUAGCGCUGGUCGGCCACAGGUUUCUCGGUCGACAUCCGUAACCAAGUCGACUCGAACUACCCAUCAACGCAAACCUUCUCUCAACAUUCCAAGCAAUCUCUAUCCCAUUCCCGAAAAAGUCACUCUUAACAACACCAACGCUAACAUCAUGCCACCUCCUCCAUUACCAUCGUCUUCGUCUGUUGUUCCACCGCCAUCUUCACCAAAACGUCUCCGCUCAUCAUCAUCAUCAUUUAGCUGGCGCACCUUAUUGCAUCGCAUCGAUUUCUUUCUCAAACCUUCUGGUCCCCUCUUACCACAAGACAAGCAUGGUGCCGCAUUCGGUGGCACUGGAAAGAAAUCGCGUAUUUCUCAAAUAGUACGAUCGCGAUCCGUUCGUUUCCUGUUUCUUUUUUACGUCGUCUUUUCGGUAUUCUUAUCCAUCAAUCACUUAUGGCAUUGGAUGUUUGGUGCUGACACGGUUCAACUGGAUGCCCGGUUUGGCGAUCAAUGGAAACCACAACGACCUUAUGAUCAAGGUAAGAGAAAGAAGCGAGCAGGGAGCAAUACACUUAUUUAAAAGUAAAAGGAGCAUUAACUGUGAAGCCAACUGGGCACACAACCCUUCUGGUUAAAGGCAUCAAAGCCGGCACAAGAGAACGAUAUCACGCUUGUCACCACAGUGACCCCUGGAAGCUGGUCAGAGCUAGUGCGUUUAGCAGAACAGUGGCAAGGACCGGUCUCAGUG
Messenger RNA from Zychaea mexicana, 1203 nucleotides. RefSeq lists its product as uncharacterized. NCBI's taxonomy places the organism in Eukaryota, Fungi, Mucoromycota, Mucoromycetes, Mucorales, Lichtheimiaceae. The record is from RefSeq and is a predicted model, not a curated record. Bases 235 to 1035 code for a protein of 266 amino acids. The transcript has 3 exons.